AUGCGUAACGUCGAAAUUAAAGCAUUUUUACGAAAUCCAGAUUCUGUUAAAGCUAAGGCUGAAGAAUUGUCAAGCUCAGAACCUGAAGUAAUAAAACAAACGGAUACUUUUUAUAUUGUACCACAUGGGCGACUCAAAUUGCGAGUAUUUGAUGAUAAUUCAGGAGAAUUAAUUUUUUAUGAACGUUCAGAUACUAAAGGACCUAAACUGAGUAGUUAUACAAAAGUAUCAUUCAGUGACAAAUCAGGAUGCGAUGGGAUAAAUGAUAUUUUAUCUAAAACAAAUGGUAAAUUAGGUAUGGUUAAGAAAACGCGAUUAUUGUACAUUGUUGGACAGUCACGCAUUCACAUUGAUCAAGUCGAUCAACUGGGAGACUUUAUGGAGAUUGAGGUUGUUUUACAAGACAAACAAGAUGUAGAUGACGGAGAAAAAAUCAGCAUUAAUUUGAUGAAAGAAUUGGGAAUAGCACAAGAUGAUUUAAUUUCUGAAGCUUACAUCGAUUUAUUAUUAAAAAAAGAAACCAGUUAA
Messenger RNA from Cotesia congregata, 528 nucleotides. Lineage: Eukaryota; Metazoa; Arthropoda; Insecta; Hymenoptera; Braconidae. The record is from the annotation of a GenBank genome assembly.